UUUCAACACUUUGGGUGCGAAGAGAGGAUUUUGCAAGGAAGAAAUCUGUGUAUGCCGUUUUCAGAUCGGUCGAGGAAUUGGUUGAUGGGAGGGCGAAACUGCGGUAUGGUGGUAUGGGCCGGCGGCGAACGCGAAAGAUGCGACAGAGAGGAUCUUGGAGGAGGGAAUGGCGAUGGGCGGAGAGAAGAGAGAGAGAUUCGAGCAGCGAUAUCAGGGCGCUGGGAGCAAGUGGUGAAGUUGUUGUUUGCGACGCACGCGGUUGGAGUGAGAGACGGCGGCGGAGGGCGAAGAGGAGAAGCAAGUGAGCUGGAACAGACAAAAGACAAGAAGAACAAGACAAGACUGACAAAACCUUCCAGAAGGGUUCAGGGAUUUUUCGGGGCUAACAUUGGACGGGGCGGGGAGUAUGCCACCGAGGCCCCUAGGUAA
Messenger RNA from Blastomyces gilchristii SLH14081, 429 nucleotides. RefSeq lists its product as uncharacterized. The transcript is spliced from 3 exons. The coding region runs from base 52 to 429 and encodes 125 amino acids. Lineage: Eukaryota; Fungi; Ascomycota; Eurotiomycetes; Onygenales; Ajellomycetaceae. The record is from RefSeq and is a predicted model, not a curated record.